UCCUCCCCUCCGGAACGUGUCCCUGUUCAGCACCACUCAUCCAGCCUCCGGAGCAGAAGCGGCUGCAGCCUCCUGGACGUCCCGGACAGCAGCGAUGUUUUCCUGCAGAGCGGCCUGGCGGAGGUGUGGGCCCGUGGCGCGGACAGCGGCCCAGAGGCUGCCCCGGGACGCCGUGCAGCGGCGGCCCAUGUCCUCGGUUCCCGGGGGGUCCGGAGAGAACAUCCUGUACACGGUGCUGUGCAGCGCCGCCGCCGUGGCGUCCGUCUCAUACGCGUACAGCACCGUGACCUCGGACAACGAACGCUUCAACGAGCGCAUUGAGCAGAUCAAGGCCAGACCCAAGACGGAGUGGGUGCCCAAACCGUGGCCCCCCAAGAGUCAGGAUGAAGAGGAGGGUGGAGAGGAGGAGGAGGCGGCGGCCGAGGCUGCAGAGGAGGAAGAGGCAGCUGGAGGUGAGGCCGAGGCUGAGGCCGAGGCCGGGGAAGAAGCGCCCGCCGCUGCUGAACCAGAGACCGUAGUGGAGGAGGCGGCCGAGGCGGUCGCAGAAGUGGCUGAGGUGGUGGAGGCGGCCGCCGAGGCUGUGGCUGAGGCAGCGCAGGAGGUGGAGGCGGUGGCGGAGGAGGUGGCCAAAGUGGCCGAAGCCGUGGAGGAGGCCGCCGAGGCGGUGGCAGAGCCUGCUGCCGUCGCCGCCGCGGAGGAGGCCGCGGUCGCCGAGCCUGCACCUGUAGAAGAAGCCGCCGAGGUGGUCGCCGAGCCUGCAGCCACGGAGGAGCCAGAAAACAACGUGGUGCUGGCGGCUGCUUCUACUGAACUGAAGAUAGCUGAAGCUGUCCAAGAAGAGCUUCCUGUUCCUGCAGAAGCAAAACCUGAAGAAGAAACCGCACCUGCGUUAUCCCUAGAGGAGACACCUGCACCGGCAGAGGUCGCACCAGCGGUUGAAGAAGCUCCUGCACCAGCAGAGGUCGCACCAGCGGUUGAAGAAGCUCCUGCACCAGCAGAGGUCGCACCAGCGGUUGAAGAAGCUCCUGCACCGGCAGAGGUCGCACCAGUGGUUGAAGAAGCUCCUGCACCGGCAGAGGUUGCACCAGUGGUUGAAGAAGCUCCUGCACCGGCAGAGGUUGCACCAGUGGUUGAAGAAGCUCCUGCACCGGCAGAGGUUGCACCAGUGGUUGAAGAAGCUCCUGCACCAGCAGAGGUUGCAGCCGUUGAACCUGAAGUUACUUCAGCUUUAGCCGAAGAGCCAGUCGCUGCAGAAGUGGUGGAAGAGGUUGCAGCAGCUCCAGAAGUCGUCGUCCCUGUUGUGGAAGAAACGGUUGCCGCACCUGCAGAGACCAAGGCAGAAGAUCCCAAGAGAGAGUACAUUGUGGUUGUUCUGGAAGGCGCUCCUCAAGGAGAAGCCAGACCCAAAGUGCUGGGCGUGGGGCCCAUGACUGGUCGACUGAUCCCAGCUCCAGACGAAGACGACAUCCCUGCCUCUCAGGGUAAACGACGUCUUCUUAGGAUGCAAAUGCAGUAGUUUCUCCAAAGUAAAGAACUCCUGAAUGACGAAGAAGAGGAUGUGCCUUUCUCCAGCACCUUUCUGUCUCCGUUCACCCUGAAACACCAGGGUCAUCCAGUAGUGUUCAAAUACAGACGACAGUUGAAGAUCCACACCUAUCCAGAUGGUUUUCCUCCCCAAAUGGUUCUUUCAGGAUCUGAGAUGUAGUCUGGACUAAACUGAGCCUUUCACUCCACCUGGUUAUCCUCACUGUUACACUUCACUGCCUCAGAAAUCAGUUCAGUGCGUUCUCCGCGACCGCCCAGCCUCCAGUGUUACCUCUUCAGCCAGGGGUUGUUUCCAGUCCUCAGCGUUCUUCACAGUACCCCACCUCAGGUUUGUGUGUUCCUCUGCUUCUCCUGUCGAGUUAGAUCUUGUUUUGUGAAGAACCCGGAGUGAAGGCAGCCCCCGGUAGCUACCUCAGUUUACCUCAUGUCUCCAGUCUUCUCACCACAGACCUUCUAAACGCUGUCACUGAGUUCUACAUGGAGUCAACUUCUAACUAAACCAUCAGAGUGACUGGUCACACCAAUGAGCACAGGUCUUUUCAGAGGUUCACACCGCUCCUGAACACCAGGGGGCAGUGGUGAGUCGCUGUAGUGUCUAGCCUGCCUUUAGUCCGACUGUUGUUAGUAGUUCUUAAAAUCUCUAGGCACUGUUGUGUUUAUUAUUCAGUGUCUGUGAUGGAAAAUGAACUUUUCUUUGUUUCUUUCUGAGCUGAAAACAGGCUAAAUGCUAAAAAUGACUCAUCACACCACCAUGUGGUAGGAAAUGGUAUUACAAGAUGAGACAGAGGAGCUGGUUGGUUAACUUGCUUUGAAAUGACAAUGUUUUUUAUUAGAUUCUUGUCAAGGCUUUAAAAACUUAUUCCAAACGGUCGGUUCUGCAGUGAGAAAUGAGCAGUGUGGGCAGAACUACAGCUGACCUGAGAGAUUUGUACUUUUGGGAGUCAUUCUUUUCUUUUAAUUCUGUCAUUACCUUUUUGACCUCUUCUGUAGUCUUUCUGCUAGUUGUACACACUAAUAAAAUUCUACUGAAUGUGCAAAAACACACGGGACUGAUGGGAAAGAAGGGAACCCAGGUCAAGGUCAAGAUGAUUAGCUUUUUCCUGCAGUUAUUAAUUGUCCAGUUUUUGAAAAUGUACAUUUUUGUGUCGUUUCAUUGGGUAGAAAAUGAGUUUGCAGCACUUUGUUCCUUCACUCUUUCUCCUGCUCGGAUGUGUCAUUUGAAAAGGUGCAGCAAGUGCAAACCGACAGGACGACGACGCUUCAGCGUGGCGUGAAGUGUGUGUGAGUGUGUUUGGGAGGAGUUGUGGGAUGUCUGAAGAAAAGCGUGCGGCAUGAAAUGCUUGGAUGGCUCUCUUCCUUUAGUUCACUCCUGUAGUUGACAGUCGAUGUGGAAUCAGGCCUGGAUCACUGAGGACCGACGUGUGUGUGUGUGUGUGUGUGUGUGUCCAUGAUUUGAACGGGAAGAGGCGCCACCUCCUCGGUGCUCGCAGGCCGGUUUCUGUUAGGAUGCAAGCGUUUGGACACAAUCUGUGAUAUGAUACCAUGUUUCUUGUUUUUCAAAAUAAA
Molecule: messenger RNA, 3111 nt
Organism: Salarias fasciatus (jewelled blenny)
Lineage: Eukaryota; Metazoa; Chordata; Actinopteri; Blenniiformes; Blenniidae
Gene: mgarpa
Product: mitochondria localized glutamic acid rich protein a
Exons: 8
Coding region: 95-1516 (473 amino acids)
Biological process (GO): anterograde axonal transport
Cellular component (GO): mitochondrion
Source: RefSeq, a predicted model, not a curated record